AUGCAGCGAGAUUCUUUUCACAAGAACGGCGCGGAGGAGUAUGUAGCAGCGACAACGGAAGCGCCGUACCGAGACGUUGACCAGCAAAAGCUCAGACGGAUCGCCGACCAAUGCCUAGUGGAUAUCGGCGCCAAGUAUGAAGAGGACCUUAUCGUCAAGACGAGCGGUGUUUACCUGACCAGCGCCAAUGGCCACAAAGUGAUGGACUGGACGUCUGGCCAGAUGUCCUCCUUGAUCGGCCACAACCACCCUGAGAUCGCCCAGGUCAUCACCAGCCAUGCUCUAUACCUCGACCACUUAUUCUCCGGCAUGCUCUCUCCGCCUGUCAUCUAUCUUGCCCAGCGUCUCACCUCGUUGCUCCCGCCGGGCCUUGACAAAGCAUUCUUCUUAUCCACGGGAGCUGAGUCAAACGAGGCGGCCAUCAAGAUGGCCAAACUCUUCACGGGAAAAUUCGAGGUAGUGGGCCUGGGUGCCUCUUGGCACGGUAUGACGAGCCAGGCGAUCGGUGUGCAGUAUCAUUAUGGACGAAAAGGUCAGGGACCCAUGAUGCCAGGUAUGCAUAUGCUGCCCGCACCCAACGCAUACCGUUCGGUUUUCCGCCACCCGGAUGGGUCAUACGACUGGGAGACAGAGCUCAAUUACGGAUGGGACCUGAUUGAUCGCGCCUCUUGUGGUUCCUUGGCUGCCUGUAUUGUCGAAUGUGUCCAAUCGUCGGGUGGUAUGCACGUGUUACCUGACGGCUACCUCAAGUCUUUGAAGAAGCAUUGCGAGAAGCGUGGCAUGUUGCUCAUUGUGGACGAAGCUCAGACUGGUGUGGGCCGCUGUGGCAAAUUUUGUGCAUUUGAGUAUGGGGAGAUUGUUCCGGACAUUCUGACCCUGAGUAAAACACUCGGCAGUGGUCUUGCAUUAUCUGCUGUGGUGACCAGCAACGAGAUUGAGCGCAGCUGUGCCGCACGUGAUUUCCUCUUCGUCACAACACAUGUCAACGAUCCUCUUCCCGCUGCUGUGGGCAACAAAUUGCUAGAAGUCGUCGUGCGAGAUCGGUUAGUGGAGAACGCUGCAGAAGUCGGAGAGCAUCUGAUGGGAGGCCUAUGCAAACUGCAGGCGCAGUAUGGAUGCAUUGGCGAUGUCCGGGGACGAGGACUUAUGUGUGGUAUUGAGAUCGUGACAGAUCGACAGACUAAGACUUUGGACUUGCGGAUGGCGAAAAAGCUGGCUCAAAAGAUGUAUGAUUUGGGGCUUUGGGCAAACUUGGCGAGUCAUGCAAGUUUCGGAGGUGUCUUCAGAAUUUGUCCUCCCAUCGUGUCCACCAAGGCCCAAAUAGAUGAUGGCCUUCGGAUCAUGCAGCGUGCCUUUGCGGCCACUGAGGGGACGCAACCGCUGUGCGAGCCCGUAUCUCAAAAAGGGCCGAUAUAG
Fonsecaea pedrosoi CBS 271.37 is the source of this 1416-nucleotide messenger RNA. RefSeq lists its product as uncharacterized. The transcript has a single exon. Gene Ontology annotation, cellular component: mitochondrion. The record is from RefSeq and is a predicted model, not a curated record. Gene Ontology annotation, molecular function: transaminase activity; pyridoxal phosphate binding. Bases 1 to 1416 code for a protein of 471 amino acids. NCBI's taxonomy places the organism in Eukaryota, Fungi, Ascomycota, Eurotiomycetes, Chaetothyriales, Herpotrichiellaceae.